Aspergillus heteromorphus CBS 117.55 is the source of this 1755-nucleotide messenger RNA. Its product is annotated as RGase A. The transcript has 4 exons. Gene Ontology annotation, molecular function: polygalacturonase activity. The coding region runs from base 321 to 1667 and encodes 448 amino acids. The record is from RefSeq and is a predicted model, not a curated record. Lineage: Eukaryota; Fungi; Ascomycota; Eurotiomycetes; Eurotiales; Aspergillaceae. Gene Ontology annotation, biological process: carbohydrate metabolic process.
GUGAAUUCUCCGUGGACAAGAGCCGAUCCCAAAAGCUUAGCUCUGAGCACACACUGUGCCCCGGGGAAAACUCGCAUCCGUCCAUGAAUAGGAAGCAGCCUGGCAGGUGAAACCGGGUGCCUCAGUUAAUAACGCACCCCCCUGGAAUAUCAUCCUGCCAAUAUGUCUCUUACCGCGGUCGGAUCAUGUUCGAGCAUCACAGCUGCAUGGGAGGGCCAUGGCGGGCUUUUUGAUCUAUAAAAGCCCGUUUGCGACGGUUGCUACAUCCACCAUUUCUCAGGAAAAUAUCAUCUCCAGGUUCUGAAAGCUCAUUCAUUGUCAUGGCUUGUGCUCUCUCACUUCUAGCGCUUGUGCUCGCCCCGUUGCUGGUCAACGGCCAGCUCUCCGAGCGCGUCGGCCCCCUCACGUCGGCCUCCUCCAAAGCCGCGUACAAAACCUGCAACGUGUUGGACUAUGGCGGUGUGGCUGACAACUCGACCGAUGUUGGGGCUGCCAUAACGUCUGCCUGGGAGGAGUGCUCCGACGGUGGACUGAUCUACAUCCCCUCUGGUGACUAUGCGCUGGAGACUUGGGUCACCUUGUCCGGCGGCAAAGCGACUGCGAUCCAGAUGGAUGGUAUCCUCUACCGCACCGGGACGGCCAGUGGCAACAUGAUCCUGGUCGAGAAUACGUCCGACUUCGAGCUGUUUAGUAGCACGUCCAAGGGCGCCGUGCAAGGAUUUGGAUAUGUGUACCACCGGGAGGGAUCGAUCAGUGGGCCGCGGAUUCUGAGGUUGCAAGAUGUGUCCGACUUCGCGGUCCAUGAUGUGAUUCUGGUUGACGCGCCCGCCUUUCACUUCGUUAUGGAUACCUGCUCCAACGGCGAGGUGUACAACAUGGCCAUCCGUGGAGGAGACGAAGGUGGCUUGGAUGGGGUGGAUGUCUGGGGGAGCAAUAUCUGGGUCCACGAUGUUGAGGUGACGAACAAGGAUGAAUGUGUCACGGUCAAGAGCCCUGCCAACAACAUCCAAGUUGAAAGCAUCUACUGCAACUGGAGUGGCGGUUGUGCCAUGGGGUCCCUCAAUGCCGAUACGGUCGUCACCGAUAUCCUGUACCGCAACAUCUACACCUGGAAUUCCAACCAGAUGUACAUGAUCAAGAGCAAUGGCGGCAGCGGAACCGUGACCAACACCUUGUUGGAGAACUUCAUUGGGCACGGCAAUGCAUACUCGCUGUACAUUGACGGGGACUGGAGCAGCGAGUCCACGGUGACCGGCGACGGGGUGCAGCUGAGCAACAUCACAUUUAAGAACUGGAAGGGCACGGAGGCCGAUGGCUACUCCCGCGGGCCUAUCAAGGUGGUCUGCCUGGACACGGCCCCUUGCACCGACAUCACCAUCGAGGACUUUGCCAUGUGGACCGAGGCGGGCGACGAGCAGUUUUACGUCUGCGAAAACGGCUACGGCGAGGGUUUCUGCCUGGAGAGCGACGGCGAUGACACGACGGCGUACACCUCGACGAUCUCCGUGACCAGUGCUCCUUCGGGGUAUUCUGCUGCCACCAUGGCUGCGGAUUUGUCGACGGCGUUUGGCACGGUGUCUUCCAUCCCCAUCCCCACCAUCCCCACCUCGUUCUACCCGGGGUUGACUCCCAUCAGCUCUCUGGGAGCUGCUGCCACGACGGCGUAAUCGGGGUGGGAAUUGGUGGAUGAAACCGGAAACCGACUCCGAUGUCUGGGAGCGGGGAGUGGAGGUUCUGUUAGUGUUAGUGUAUCAU